GUGAGUCUUCAGUUUCGCCUUCACCAAGCAUUCAUCUUCUACAACAGCUCCAAUGACAUCGUCGAGACCCUCCUUGAGGCCCGGGCCGACGUGAACGAGCAGCUCCGCAUUGCAAAUCCGAUUUGGCGGGCGAUGUUCCUGGCCUAUGGCUUCCGGCAUCGCUUCAGCCCGUCUUU
Messenger RNA from Symbiodinium sp. CCMP2456, 176 nucleotides. The record is from the annotation of a GenBank genome assembly. Lineage: Eukaryota; Dinophyceae; Suessiales; Symbiodiniaceae.